Messenger RNA from Setaria italica (foxtail millet), 1038 nucleotides. RefSeq names its product zinc finger CCCH domain-containing protein 1. Lineage: Eukaryota; Viridiplantae; Streptophyta; Magnoliopsida; Poales; Poaceae. Gene Ontology annotation, molecular function: metal ion binding; mRNA binding. The coding region runs from base 1 to 819 and encodes 272 amino acids. The transcript has 2 exons. The record is from RefSeq and is a predicted model, not a curated record.
AUGGAGAGGGAUGAGGGCAAGGCCGCCGCCGCCGCCGCUGGUGCUGGGGCUCGGGCUAGCCGCUGGGAGGUGUCGCCGGACGGGGUGAUCGUGCUUCCCGCGGGAUCGGCGGCGCCGAGGCCGCCGCCACCGCACGCCCGCCAGCAGCGGGAGCGGGAGACGGAGCGUGAGCGGGAGCGGGAGCGGGAGCGGGAGCAGCAGAACAACCCGGGGGCGGGGGUUUUCGGGGAGCAGCCGCACCCGGAGCUACCGGAGAAGGUGUUCUACAAGACGAAGCUUUGCGAGAAGUUCGAGGCGGGCAAGUGCGCGUACGAGGACGGGUGCACCUUCGCGCACGGCGAGGCCGAGCUGCGCCCGCCGAUGCCCGUGCCGCCCGCGCUCGUCCUCCACAGGCGGAAGACGCCGCCGCCGCCGCCACCGCCACCAGCCGCUGAGGCCCCCUUCGGCGGGUACUACGGCGGCAAGGUCUGCUUCGAGUUCAGGGACAGGGGGACCUGCCACUACGGGGACCGGUGCACCUACGCCCACGCCACCGCGGCGGAAGUGGCAGAAAUGCGCUACCCCGGGGGCCCAAGGUCGGUGGAGCACGCGCUGAGGAACGCGCCGCCGUUUGCGAGGGCGUCGUUCUCGCCGGGCGGCACGGCCCGUAGCAGCAGCACCACCAGCAGCUAUGCACCGGCUGCCGCCGCGAGGGCGUUCCCAUCUGCUCUUCCUCCUCCCGCGCCGGUCGGGGAGGACGGUCGCAAGCUCAGCCGACUGGAGAUUCUGAGCCGCAAGAAGACGCGCGGCAUCUACGGAGACUGGCCGGAGCAGGACUGAGUGCUCACCAUGCGUCACCUACCCGCCAUGUCCACCGUAACAGUGACAGCAACAAAGUGAAUACAGAACUGGGCAAUCUGCCAUGUCGAAUUGAACAAUGCUGCCAUUGAUGUUGUGCUUGUAUUUCGUUUGCUGUUGAAUCCGUGCAUGUAAUCCGCUUGAUCGAACCUGCAUUUCUGCCAUCAUUUCUAUUUUAUAAGACUGGAACUAUUUUAUCAA